This is a messenger RNA of Ciona intestinalis (vase tunicate), 1886 nucleotides long. The record is from RefSeq and is a predicted model, not a curated record. Lineage: Eukaryota; Metazoa; Chordata; Ascidiacea; Phlebobranchia; Cionidae.
UUGUGCUGUUGUGUUGUUAGCGUUAGGUAUUGUUUAAACUGCAUUGAAACGAUGUAACGGCGGUCAAAGACGAACAAAUAUUUGGUUUCAUGGGAAAAUUUGGUGGAAUAAAACCAGUAAGAAUAUGACAACCGUAGCAGCUACGUGUGAAGUCCAAACGAACGAAUUACAUGACGAUUCCAGCUCUUCAGAAACGAAUAGUUUGGAUAGUAUAAAUGGAAGUCUAAACCAUACGACUAACUGUAGAAAUGAAGCGGCGUAUAUCGCAAUGGAAAAGGAAUUAGACAAAACGAAACAGGACCUUGAGAAGAAGAAUGCUGAAUGUGAGAACUUACAAUCAAUUCGAAGUAAAGUCGAGAACGAACUUGAAGAUUUAACAGCGAGUUUAUUUGAAGAAGCGAACAAGAUGGUUUAUGAAGCAAAUAUGACGAGACAUAAAGCUGAAAAGAAACUAGCUGAGGCAGAAGGAAUGAUUGAAGCGUUAAGGUUGGAAGUUGAUGCAUUGAAGUCCCUUGUACUUACUUCAACACCAAGCAACCCUAACCCAACAUCCCAUCCACAGUUGAUUAAGAAAAAGAACGCUUCACCGAUCCGAAAUCUUAAACUUCCGAAAAGUUGGAGCAAAGAUAAGUUGAUUCAACCCCAGUUGGAGGUCCCAAAGUUGGACGAGGAAAUCCAUUUAAAGGUUGAUGAUCAAGUAAAGGUUGAGGUUGACCUAACGUUACAAGCCGAGUUAUCUAUGUGGCUUGCAGCAAACUUAUCGAGUAGAGAAACAUGUGGGUGUGACACUCCAUUAUUAUAUUGUGUGGAUCAGUGUGUGGCUAUUGCACAAUCAUUGUUUCUAAAGCGAGUGUCACGUGAAGAUAUUCAACCUUGUUUGGAUUUCGACAACGUAGACCUCGCAGUGAAAGUAUCUAAGUGUAUUCAUACCAACUCGCUGUCAGUGGAAGAAAUGCCAACGUCGGAAGUUUCAAGUUCUUUCAGUGAAAUUUGAUUUCGACAUCACAAGACUAAUACAAUAGACGCAACAAAAACACAAGGAUAACAGUUGUGAUUAUUUUUAUAAAAAUUGGUAUUAUUUUAUAAACAAAAACACUUGUUUUUUCUUUUCUUGUUGUUUACAUUUACAUAAAGUGUUUGGACAGUUUGUUCUUAAAGCAGUAUAUUAAUAUGUUUGUUUGCUAUAAAGUAUUAGCAAAGUUUUUUUAUUUUCUUACCAAGAGAUUAGUAUUUCGUUAGUACUUCUGCUUUUCUGAGAUACGCAAGUUAUUUUUUGCAAAAUAUGAUGUAGCAAUCGUUCCAAUCAUAAGUGGCUGCUGGUUUGUAAUGUUAAGAACAAUGUACUUCCCAUACAGUGUUAUAUGUUUAUGUCUUCUUACACACAAGUGCCUUCAUAAUUGCCUGUUCCUUUGAGCCAUAACGCACUACUUUUUAAUGGAUAUAAUUCGGUGAGGGAAAGAUGGGACAACUUUUUAUUCCAUUUUAUUGUCCUUUUUGGUAGUAAACAAAAAAAUCAAAGAAUUAUAAAAACAUAUCCUCACGACUCCUGUAAAUCGUUGUUGAUUGUUUAAAACCUGGUCAAGAUAUUUGGAUAUUAUUCAAUAAAGUUGACCCAUCUCCCCCACCCUAUAUACUUUGGUGGACCAUCACAACUGUGUAUGCAAAACACUUUGCUCAGAAGGUUUAAAUACAAAUGACAUGCCAAUUAAAAGUGACACAUCCUGUGUAUUAGUAUGAGGUUCCAUAUCAAGCCAUGAUGGAAGAUCAUACAUACACUUGUGUUAUACAACAUAUUCUAUUGUUUCAAGAUUGUCUCAUUGUAUCAAUGUUACACCAUGUUGUUUUUGUUGUUUUGUGUGAAAUUAAAAUUACAUUAUUCUUAUUAA